Messenger RNA from Drosophila busckii, 1763 nucleotides. It is a transcript of the gene mav, whose product is annotated as bone morphogenetic protein 5. The record is from RefSeq and is a predicted model, not a curated record. Gene Ontology annotation, molecular function: growth factor activity; cytokine activity. Gene Ontology annotation, biological process: BMP signaling pathway; SMAD protein signal transduction. Bases 197 to 1678 code for a protein of 493 amino acids. NCBI's taxonomy places the organism in Eukaryota, Metazoa, Arthropoda, Insecta, Diptera, Drosophilidae. Gene Ontology annotation, cellular component: extracellular region. The transcript is spliced from 2 exons.
UAUUAACCAAACCAAUGAUUUUAAUAAUAAAAAAGUUCAUAGUUCAAACAAAUAUAGUCUGAUAAUUCUAAGUCAAUCUAAUAAUUAUUUAAGUCUAAGUGUUUUGAACAAUAAGUCAAGUACAAACUAUAAAUCAGACUAUGUUGGUGGAGGUUUGGCGGUUCUAGAAUCAAUUCCGAUUCGUGUGAAACGAUUUAUGAAUAUUACCAAAAAUUCACCAAGCAUACAUGAACCUAACUCCAAAAUUAAACAAGGCACAUUCGAUAAUAACGAUUUAUAUCCAAAUUCACACAAAAAAUUUGUUAAUAAGAAAAAACUUCAAAAGCUAAUUAUGGACGGACUCGGACUAAAGAAGCUGCCUGACAUGAAGAAGGCAAACAUAAGUCAAUUAGAAUAUGCCACUAAAUAUAUAGAAUAUUUGGAUCGUCUUAAAAAAAGUGGGAACACCUUAUACCUGAACGAUUCCCUCGGCCUCUCUUCUGCAAGUCUACAAAUGUUUAGCGUCGCAACAAGUAGCUUUAAAGACAUAUCUCAGAAACGUUGGCGCAAUAAACGUGCAUCGAACAAAAAAGAACACACAAAUCAAUCAAAAAAAAACUCAUACAACAAUGAUAAAACGAAUAUUCUUUUGCAUUUCCCUCUCAAUUCCAGUGAUGCCCCCAUACACUAUGAGAAUAUAGAUGAAGCGAAUGUAAGGCUAAUGAUGGUGUACAGUCCGUCCUUGGCAUCGCUUAAUUAUCGUAAGACACGGUUGCAUACAGAUAUAACCAAAUUCGGAUCUGGAACAGAAAAAAAUAGCCGAAAAAUUAAUCACUUAACUAGAAAGAAAUUUAACUGUAACGGAGACCAGGUACAAAAGUUCUCAAUUCAACAAAAGGAUAGAAACUAUUAUCGUAAUCGGAACCGUGAUCGCGGUCGAAGUCAAAUGUUAAAUAUUAAGCUUUAUCAGCUUUUACCAAUGACCAAGCGUCAACUAGUUGAUUCCAAAACAAUUAAAUUUGAGACUUCAGAAUAUGAUAGAACAAUCGAAGACACCCGAAGUCAGUGGCUGGAAUUUGAUGUUACAGAUACAGUCCGUAGCUGGUUAAACAAAACCCAAGAAAAUCUAGGCAUUGAGAUACAAUGUGAUAAGUGCAGGAGAAUUGGAGCUCGCAUUCUGAAUGACUUUUCAUCAUCUAACGGUCAUAGUAACCAGAGCGAUGACAAAGAUGGAUUUCACCUGACGCCUGUUCUUAAUAUCAUUGGACAAUUGAAUAGCUUGUAUCAUCAAAAUAAUAAUAAAAGCAACAAUUAUAUCUAUCAUCGUUCAAAUUACGGUCAUAUGAAGAAAGUAAGAAAAUGGAGAAAUAGUUGCUUUAAAGACCAUCAACGUUGCUGCAGACAUGAACUUGACGUAGUUUUCAAGGAUAUUAAGGGAUUCGAGUUUAUAAUACAACCAAAAAUAUUCGACGCUGGUUUCUGCAGGGGUCGAUGCCCUCCGAGGCACAACCCAGCGCACCAUCAUGCUCUUCUGCAGAGCUUAAUAUGGCAGCAAGACCACAACAGUGUUCCACGACCUUGCUGCGCACCGUCGAAACUUUCUGAACUAGAAAUAUUACAUGUAGACGAAGAUCAUAGCGAUAAGCUCAAAAUUUCAACAUGGAGCGAUAUGCAAAUUUUGGAAUGUGCUUGCUCAUGAAUGUCUAUCUCAGUCAAUCAUUAAGUGUAAUCUAGCUAAUACUCUACAAUAAAAAAUACAUGCAAUAACUGUUACAGCACUAAUA